Messenger RNA from Podospora anserina S mat+, 1065 nucleotides. RefSeq lists its product as uncharacterized. Gene Ontology annotation, cellular component: peroxisomal matrix. Gene Ontology annotation, molecular function: fatty acyl-CoA hydrolase activity. Gene Ontology annotation, biological process: acyl-CoA metabolic process; fatty acid catabolic process. Bases 1 to 1065 code for a protein of 354 amino acids. The record is from RefSeq and is a predicted model, not a curated record. NCBI's taxonomy places the organism in Eukaryota, Fungi, Ascomycota, Sordariomycetes, Sordariales, Podosporaceae. The transcript is spliced from 3 exons.
AUGGAGAACCGCGCAACAUUGCUCAGGCCGCCACCUCCCGACCCCAACAAGGCGCCCAUUGAAAAUGUCUUGGAAGUGACAGAGUUGGCUGUGUUAGGUCCUAACAUCUUCACCAAUGCCCGCAAACCCUGGCACCCGCCGGGAGCUCGUGGCAUUUACGGCGGUGCCGUAAUCGCCAUGUGCCUCGCCGCCGCUCAGCGCACCGUAGCCGACGACUUCCUCCCCCACUCCUGCCACUGUUACUUCCUCCUCGCCGGCGCCUCCAACCUCCCCAUCCUCUUCCACGUUGAGCAGGUCCGCGACGGCCGCAGCUUCGCAACUCGCACCGUCCAGGCCCGCCAACGGGGCCGCUGCAUCUUCACCACCACCAUCUCCUUUGUCAAGGAUGGCUCCUCCGGUGCCCCGGGAACACAAGUCUCCCACUCCAGCGCUAUGCCCAUCGAUCCAGUCACCAAACUCCCCGUCCAGCCCCCGCCCGACGACUACGACGGUGAACCCCCCUCCAUGACCCAAGGCCCCUUCCAAGGAACACAGAUCCAAAUCAUUUCCCCCAGCGGCACGUCCACCAAUCCCCGCGAUAAAAAGACACGCCAAUGGCUGCGGUCAAGAGGGAAAAUCACCGGUGGCACUGCCGCCCAUCUCGAGGCGUUGGCCUACAUCAGCGACAGCUACUUCAUCGGCACCGUAACUAGACUUCAUAACCUGUGGAGGUUCCCCCAGUUCAAACCAGAAGACUUUGACAAGCUGAAGCCCGACAUGCAGGAGAAGGUCAGGACGCUGCAUCAGUGGGAGGGGAUGGGUGAUGAUCCGAGGGAUAUGGCUGGACGACCGACGUUGGGCAUGAUGGUGAGCUUGGACCAUACGAUUUAUUUCCAUGAGCCGAAGAGGGUCAAGGCGGAUGAGUGGAUGAUGAAUGAGAUGGAGAGUCCGUGGGCGGGGGAUGGGAGGGGGGUGGUGAUGCAGAAGAUUUUUGCAAAGGACGGGACGUUGUUGGCUACUUGUGUGCAGGAGGGUCUUGUGAGGUUGCAGCCGCCUGAAAAGGAAGCGAAGGAGUCGAAGUUGUAG